GCGGUUUGUUUACAUGCGCGGGGCGGCUGUCACGGUCCUUCCCUUCCUCCCUUUCUUACAUAAUUAUUUUUUUUCCUGUGGUCUGUUAGGAAAAGAAUAGUUACCUUUUCUUUGUUCUUUAUCCAUCCUUUCUCCGUGGCCCCAUUGCCUAACUAGCCUCCUUAGACACUCCAGAAGAAGUUUUCACACCUUGGUGAAGCAGCCAGCAAAAAUUUAAAUGAAGCGCUUUGUGCUUCUCAAAUUUUCUUGCAACCAGAGGAAUAUUUUGCAAGAUGACUGACGCAGAGGUUGUGGAGAACUUCUUUGGAGUGUAUCUACUGUUUUGCACCAACCCUCGCUACAAAGGACGCACCUACAUUGGCUACACAGUGAACCCCAACAGGCGGCUGAGUCAGCACAACAGGGGCACCAAAGCCGGGGGUGCCUGGAAGACCAGCAACAGAGGACCGUGGGAAAUGGCAAUGCUAGUUCAUGGAUUUCCCAAUGACAUAUCAGCUCUUGGUUUUGAAUGGGCGUGGCAGCAUCCCCACAAGAGCCGGCGACUCCGCAGGGUUACCCACAAGAAGCCCAGAGAACCCAAAUAUAACUUCUGUCUGCGAGUCUUGGCCACCAUGUUGAGGACCCGCCCUUGGUGCCGUCUGCCUCUCACUGUGCGGUGGAUAAAAUCUGAAUACAUUAGAGAUUUCCCACCAGGGUUGGAACCUCCCAUCCAUAUCCCAAUAGCACAUGGACCUGUCAAGCCUGUCAAGGUCAAGGAGCUAACAGACCAACAAAGUGAAGAAACUGAAGAAGAGGAAGCUGAGAAAACAUGCACGCUGUGUCUCGCAGCCGUGGAAAAGACUGAUAUGAUGAGAUGCCUGUCAUCAGCUUGCCCACUAGCUGCCCACAUCAUAUGUCUGGCCCGGGAAAUGUUAAAAAAAGACAGUCCUGGAACACUACUGCCAUUAGAGGGUUACUGCCCCAGCUGCCGCAUCCCUCUGUUGUGGGGGGACCUGGUCAGGCUGAAGCAAGGCUGCUACCAACAGAAGGAACCGGAGGGCAAGGAUGAGGACUGGCUUGAUUUUCUCUCACAAGAUGUUUGAUCAGCAAGAGGCACGGAAGGCGGGGAGCUUGUUCCAUCGCAGCACAAGG
This is a messenger RNA of Eriocheir sinensis (Chinese mitten crab), 1131 nucleotides long. It is a transcript of the gene slx1, whose product is annotated as structure-specific endonuclease subunit slx1-like. NCBI's taxonomy places the organism in Eukaryota, Metazoa, Arthropoda, Malacostraca, Decapoda, Varunidae. Gene Ontology annotation, molecular function: 5'-flap endonuclease activity; crossover junction DNA endonuclease activity. The record is from RefSeq and is a predicted model, not a curated record. The transcript is spliced from 7 exons. Bases 273 to 1082 code for a protein of 269 amino acids. Gene Ontology annotation, cellular component: Slx1-Slx4 complex. Gene Ontology annotation, biological process: double-strand break repair via homologous recombination.